Molecule: messenger RNA, 2021 nt
Organism: Homalodisca vitripennis (glassy-winged sharpshooter)
Lineage: Eukaryota; Metazoa; Arthropoda; Insecta; Hemiptera; Cicadellidae
Product: phosphatidylinositol 4-phosphate 3-kinase C2 domain-containing subunit alpha-like
Exons: 8
Coding region: 86-1387 (433 amino acids)
Biological process (GO): cell migration; exocytosis; phosphatidylinositol-mediated signaling
Cellular component (GO): plasma membrane; phosphatidylinositol 3-kinase complex; cytoplasm
Molecular function (GO): 1-phosphatidylinositol-4-phosphate 3-kinase activity; 1-phosphatidylinositol-3-kinase activity; neurexin family protein binding
Source: RefSeq, a predicted model, not a curated record
UUUUCCUGUUCUGGCAGCGUCUUGUGCAGGGUACAGUGUGGCCACCUAUGUCCUCGGUAUCUGUGACCGACACAAUGACAACAUCAUGCUGAAGACUUCCGGACAUAUGUUUCACAUAGAUUUCGGCAAGUUCCUUGGUGACGCUCAGAUGUUUGGCAACUUUAAGAGGGACCGUACACCUUUUGUGCUGACAUCAGAUAUGGCGUACGUGAUCAACGGUGGUGAUAAGCCCUCGGCCAAGUUCCAUCACUUUGUGGACCUCUGCUGCCAGGCGUUUAACGUCGUCCGCAAGCACGGCAACCUGCUUCUCAACCUCUUUGGCUUGAUGGCAUCGUCAGGUAUCUCUGGCGUGACAAUGGACGCGGUGCGCUACAUCCAGCGCUCGUUACUGCUGGAACUGACCAAUGCUGAAGCAGCCGCCAUGUUCGCUCGCAUGAUCCAAAGUUCCCUCAAGUCAUGGUUCACACAGUUCAACUUCUUCCUCCACAACCUUGCGCAGCUGCGCUUCACCGGUGACCACAACGAUGGAGAACUACUCAGUUUCGUCCCUCGUACCUACUCAAUGGCUCAGGAAGGAAGAUUGCAGAGUGUGGAGGUGUACGGGUACCAGAAACGGUACGACCCAGGCAAGUACUAUGUGUACAUCCUGAGAGUGCAGAGAGUGAGCCAGACCGACCCUAGCUACCUGUUCCGCUCGUACAAGGAGUUUGUGGAGUUUCAGCAGAAGCUGUGUAUUCACUUUCCACUCGCAAAGUGUUACAGCCUGCAGAGCACGUCACUACAUGUAGGUCGAUCCAACAUCAAGCAGGUGGCGGAGAAACGUCGGGUAGACAUCAAGCGGUUCCUUACGUCACUGUUCAAGAUGGCGGAUGAGAUCUGUCAUAGUGACCUUGUAUACACCUUCUUCCACCCCUUGCUGCGGGACCAGCAGGAGGCCAGUAUCCACGAGGCCAAACUCAAGGAACGCAAGAAGGAGCGGGCAAUAAACAGUGAGUCAUGGAGAUUACGAGGAGAACUGAGGCUGUCUGUACACUACCAGCGAGGCAUCCUAAUGGUGAUGGUUCACCAUGCACGGGAACUGCCGGCGGUGCCGAACGGACAAGAGCCUUCCACGUACGUCAAGGUGUACCUGCUGCCUGACCCCCACAAGCAGACUAAGCGGAAGACCAAGGUGGUGCGACGCAGCUGUCAUCCCUCCUUCAUGGAGAUGCUGGAGUACCGGAUGCCACUGGAAAUAGUCCAGCACAGGAUUCUUCAAGCGACGGUUUGGAACCACGACCCUCUCCAGGAGAAUGAGUUCUUAGGUGGCAUUUCCCUGCCCCUGGAGUCACUGGACCUCAGCCAGGAGACGUUGCAGUGGUACUCCUUGGGCAAUGUACACAGGUAGUCCAGACGACAGUCGUGUGUGGUACAUUUGGCUUACACAGAACAUUAUGCAACUGUUUGGGCAAUGAUUUUGCUAACUUGUGCAUUUGACGAAAUAAGUAAUGAUUCAAUAACAUAAAGUAAGCUUGAAUUUACUGAUAAGUCUUAUAUAAGACUUAAGUUGUAUGAAUUAACAAAAUCCUGAGUUACACCAAAUAUUCUUUAAAAGCCCGAGAAUCCAGCAUGUUGGUGUGGCUCAGUCUACAGAAGUAUCUCACCACAAUAACCAUUCACCGAUCUUUAACAUGAAAACAAGUUUGUAAGUGCAAGUUUGAAUCAUGUGCAACCGUUGUGUUGGGUAUUCUUAUUGAGCAGCCAGAUAACUGUUUUGACAUAGGUAAGUUUCCGCACAAAUUUUAAUUUUAUUUAUAUUUAUCGCACAUAUUCAAAUAUUACAAUAAAUUAUUGCUUAACAAAGUAAUGGACUCGCUUGUGUUAUCUAGUAAAGAUGCUUGUAUAUAGUGGAUAAAUGACCUGGUACUGUAUAGGAUCAAACCAUUUUAUUCCUUUUUUAUAUUAAUACCAGUUUUUUGAAUAUAAUUUUAGAUGUAUUGUCAGAAGUUAAAAUGCAUUCUAAUAUAUUUGGUUGAAAAUUA